Molecule: messenger RNA, 795 nt
Organism: Saprolegnia diclina VS20
Lineage: Eukaryota; Oomycota; Saprolegniomycetes; Saprolegniales; Saprolegniaceae
Product: 40S ribosomal protein S5
Exons: 3
Coding region: 66-653 (195 amino acids)
Biological process (GO): ribosomal small subunit assembly; translation
Cellular component (GO): ribosome; cytosolic small ribosomal subunit
Molecular function (GO): mRNA binding; rRNA binding; structural constituent of ribosome
Source: RefSeq, a predicted model, not a curated record
UAUAGCUUGACACCACUCAUUUGGCCUAGGGGCAGAGUUACUUUUUCAUUUCCCAAAGUAAAAAAAUGGCCGAGACCGCUGCCGAAGUCAAGCUCUUUAACAAGUGGACCUACGAUGACAUCAAGGUCAACGACGUCGCUCUGAUCGACUACGUUGCCGUGUCGGGCAAGGCCGCCACGUUCCUGCCGCACACUGCGCAGCGCUACCAGAAGAAGCGCUUCCGCAAGGCCCAGUGCCCGAUCGUCGAGCGCUUGGCCAACUCGCUCAUGCGCCACGGUCGCAACAGCGGCAAGAAGCUCAUGGCGAACCGCAUCAUCCGCCACACUCUGGAGAUCAUCCACCUCCUCACGGACCAGAACCCGUUGCAGGUCGUCGUCGACGCUGUCAUCAACGCCGGUCCCCGUGAAGACUCGACGCGCGUCGGUUCGGCCGGUGUCGUCCGUCGCCAGGGUGUCGAUGUUUCGCCCUUCCGCCGCGUCAACCAGGCCCUCUACUUGUUGACCACGGGCGCCCGCGAAGCCUCGUUCCGCAACGUCAAGACCAUCGCCGAAUGCUUGGCCGAUGAGUUGAUCAACGCCGCCAAGGGCUCGUCCAACUCGUACGCGAUCAAGAAGAAGGACGAAGUCGAGCGCGUCGCCAAGGCCAACCGGUAAAUGGACUCAAUACGCUCUUGGGCGUGGCUGUGGCGUGGCCGCUUUGGCCUCUGGUAACAGAAGCCGUCGCGAGCUACUACUAGGAAAUGAAAGCUCAUGCAACGAAUGCCAUCGUGUGUGUGUGUUCCACUUGUCGUCGUCA